AGGACAAGGGUUUCGGUGUCAUAUUAUUGUUCUUGUUACCUUUGAGCACUGUUAUGGGAUGGGUGUAGUUUCCUUUCACUUUUGUCUACCGUACAUUGUGGAGUGGACUACAUUAUCGGUAGGAUACGCUACUUCAGUUUUACCAACUCUGCCAAGACCAAAGCGAAUGUCCGAGUGCCGAAUUGGAAGAUGGAUCUCUAAACAAGCGAAUGAUAAACAUCCGACAGGCUCUAUUUCACAUGUUCCUGAAAUAAUUUUCAUGUUAUUGUUCGCGAGCUUGUCCCGCCCAUUUACGCCUGUAACGUGUUGACCUCAUCGUGUGCCGUCAGUGGUUACGGUGGAUUUCACGGAAGAUGCUGAAGAAAAGGGAUCCGCUGGUAAGUUUAGAAAUUCCCCAACUUCCAUAAACGAAUGCUUUAACCCAAGCUUUCUGGAGGUUUCUGAUUGCUUUGGUUGAGUUGUAAGGACAGAAGUUCGUGCUAUGGGCAUGUCUUCACGACAUCAGUUGAAAAAAUAUCACUUGUCACUGGUAAUAUUAUUUCAAGUAUUGUUUCAAAUGGUGCUUAGCGUGUUCAUGUGUGUUGCUGAAUUGUCAUUGAUUGGCGUGUGUGUACUCCUUGUAAUCUUGUUAGCGAGAUCGCUUGAACCCUGACUAGCCCUGCAUGGUGGGAACGUAAACGACAGUCACAUGAAGCGAAUCCCUGUUUUCAGUUGAUCUUACCACCGACGACAUAGUCAGCGCCCUGUGUCUGUCAAUGUUAAAAUCUAAAGCUAGCGUGCUAGCUAGACGUUAGCUACCGUCAGCUAACCAACAUGCCCCGCUUUAUUGUAAAGGAUAGUGUCUAAUCUAAUCGUUAGCCGGCUUUAUAACAGUGAAGUGUUAUCUACCACACAAGUGGGGCACGCGAGUGCUACCUAGCACCGAAGCCACCCCAUAAUGCAUCCCUGUGUCCGACACUGAAUUUAAACUUCGGAUGACUCUUCUGGUUCGGUUUUGUAGAAAUACUACUUUCUAUGCGCCUGCCACGCUGUACGCCUAACUAUUGGGUGAGGUUUUACUUUGAACUGUUACUCACCAGAGCAAUUUGUAUGUUUCCCUCUGGGCUUUUUCAUUGACAAACACGCAUAUCUAGCUCUAGACCUCUACGUUGAAGUUAACACAGUUGUCACCAAAAUACACAGUGCCUAAAUGCAUUGGUGGCAACUGGCAAAUACAAAGUUCGAUGUCAUUACCUAUCGUGCCAUGGAGUUACUAGGGUUUGUUGUCUGAACUGUAUAACUAGUCUCCAUAAUUCUGUAUUGACAUUCAGUUGUCUGUCACGGGUGGUUGUGCAAAGGUAAUGAUAUUGACUUGUGCUCAGCAAACACUGGACAUGCCUACAGUCAAAGUGACAGGAUUUACUCAUAUUUACAUUACAUGACAAUUAUGCUUUUAUCCAGAGCAACUUACAGUUAUUUGUCAGGGUAUUGGUUACAGUCCCUGGAGCAAUGUGGGGUUAGGUGCCUUCCUUAAGGGCACUUCAGCCAUGGAUGGAGAUCAGGGAUGGGCAACUUUCAUGUUAAGGACUGGAGGGCCACAUUUUUUCAUCAUCACCAUUGGCGGGCCACAUGACCAGGCAUCAGGCUGCAACUCACAGUUCGAGGUGCAGAGGUUGCUCACCGACUGCCGAUAUUGUUAGGAAGGAAUGGGAGUGUUCUCUAUCUGCCAACAGUAUAAUUACAACAGGUUAAUUCUGUAGUGUUUUGAAAACUCUGGUCAUUAUUUUUUUACUUCUUUAAUCACGGUUUAUCCAGGGAUUCUUUAAGUAUAGAGAUAUGCCAAUGUAAUAGGUUGCUAUGGGCACCUAACAUGACCAGGUUCCGGUCUGCCUUAAGGGACGUGUCAUAAUACUCCUCCUAGCAUUGAAUAGAACAGUCCUUAGGUCUGCCUAGGUCUGCCUAAAGGGGGAUUCCCCCUCCCUCCCCCUUGCAAUAAUAGAACCCGGAAACAAUGGGCCAAUGGAACCUCUCUCUCUACUCUCUCUGGUUUAUCUAAGGGCCACACUGAGUUAGGAGGCAGCCGCAUGUGGCCCCCGGGCCUCUAGUUGCCCAUCCCUGCUGUAGAUAAAGGGAGAGGUAAGGGUGGGAUUCGAACCUGCAACCUUCUGAUCAAAAUACCAACCAACGCCCUUGCCAUUAGGACACGACUGCCCUACUUCUGCUGAAUCUGUUAGCAUGACCUGAAAACAAGGCCAAACUGGUAUUGUACAUUUGUGGGAGGGGUUUAGGACCAAUGAAGCUACUUGUCUGCAGUUAUGAAUAUCCUGUCAAGGCUGUUGAUUAGGUUAGGUACACACGGCAUAAUCAUCUCCCAAAUUGAUUGCCCUCCUGUGUCUAGAGAUCCUCCCCUAUACCGGGAGAGGUAGGGUAACAGCCUCUGUUUAUAAAAGCUAUGGAGUCUUUACGCCGGAGAUUCAUUUCUCAAACUUGUUCUUCACACACUUCAGAGAGAGCGGACAACACAGUGCACAGGAAGAUGCUUGCAGAGACACCCCCAGAUCGUGAAGAUGAGACCAUGGUGCCAGUACUGACCUCCAGAAGAGCCAGCGAAUUACCGGUCAACGAAGUCGUGUGCACCCUGCAGGCUGACCUGCAGUUUGGUCUGACUCACGAGGAGGUGUCCCGUCGCCGUGCCUACCAUGGCUGGAAUGAGUUCGACAUCAGCGAGGAUGAGCCACUCUGGAAGAAGUACAUCUCACAGUUUAAGGACCCCCUCAUCAUGUUGCUGCUGGCCUCUGCGGUCAUCAGUGUCUUGAUGCGCCAGUUUGAUGACGCCGUCAGCAUCACAGUGGCAAUCAUCAUUGUAGUGACUGUUGCCUUUGUACAGGAGUAUCGCUCUGAGAAGUCUCUGGAGGAGCUGGGUAAACUAGUACCUCCAGAAUGUCACUGUGUACGCGAAGGACACCUAGAACACUUGCUGGCUCGGGAGCUGGUUCCCGGAGACACCGUCUGCCUUUCCACAGGGGAGAGGGUGCCAGCUGACCUACGCCUCUUCGAGGCCACUGACCUGUCUGUAGACGAGUCCAGUUUGACGGGCGAGACCACCCCCUGCUCCAAGUCCACGGCGCCACAGCCCACCGCCACCAAUGGUGACAUCACAUCCCGCAGCAAUGUGGCGUUCAUGGGGACGCUGGUGCGCUGUGGGAAGGCCAAGGGCAUUGUCAUCGGUACGGGAGAAAACUCUGAGUUUGGAGAGGUCUUCAAGAUGAUGCAGGCAGAGGAGGCCCCUAAGACCCCUCUGCAGAAGAGCAUGGACCUGCUGGGGAAGCAGCUCUCCCUCUACUCCUUCGGCAUCAUAGGAGUCAUCAUGUUGGUGGGCUGGCUGCAGGGGAAACACAUCAUGGACAUGUUCACCAUCGGCGUCAGCCUGGCGGUGGCUGCCAUCCCUGAGGGUUUGCCCAUCGUGGUGACGGUGACUCUGGCCCUGGGCGUGAUGCGGAUGGUCAAGAAGAGAGCCAUCGUCAAGAAGCUGCCCAUCGUAGAAACACUAAGCUGCUGCAAUGUCAUCUGCUCAGACAAGACGGGUACCCUGACUAAGAAUGAGAUGACGGUCACACAGCUCUUCACCGCCGAUGGUCUCCAUGCAGAGGUGACUGGCGUGGGCUACAACAACGCAGGAGAGGUGAUGCUUAACGGGGAGCUGGUCCACGGCUUCUCAAACAUCUCCAUCCGCAAGGUGGUGGAGGCUGCCAUCCUGUGUAACGAUGCGAUCAUCAGGAACGGCACACUAAUGGGGAAGCCCACCGAGGGAGCCCUCAUAGCCCUCGGCAUGAAGAUGGGGCUGGAGGGGGUGCGCCAUGAGUACGUGAGGCGUCAAGAGACUCCUUUCACCUCAGAGCAGAAGUGGAUGGCCGUGCAGUGUGUGCACCGAGCACAACAGGACAAGGGGGGGACCUACUUCAUGAAAGGGGCCUUCGAGCAGGUGAUCCGGCACUGCAGUGGCUACCAGAGCAAAGGAGGAACACUACCGCUCACCAGCCAACAGAGGGAGCUGUUCCAGCAACAGAAAAGCUACAUGGGCACAGCUGGAUUAAGAGUGUUGGCGUUUGCGUCGGGCAGUGAGCUGGGCAGCCUGUCGUUCCUGGGCCUGGUGGGCAUGCUGGACCCCCCGCGGGCGGGCGUGAAGGAGGCCGUGGCGACCCUCCUCAACUCCGGCGUGGCUGUCAAGAUGAUCACCGGAGACUCCCAGGAGACCGCCGUGUCCAUCGGGAGUCGCCUGGGGCUGUACACUAAGGGCUCCCAGUCUCUAUCAGGAGAGGAGGUGGACCAGAUGGACAUCCAGCAGCUCUCCCAAAUAGUGCCCAGGAUCGUGGUCUUCUACAGAGCAAGCCCUAGACACAAGCUGAAGAUCGUCAAGUCGCUACAGAACAUUGGUGCCGUGGUUGCCAUGACGGGGGAUGGGGUGAAUGACGCGGUGGCGUUGCGGGCGGCGGAUAUCGGCGUUGCCAUGGGUCAGACAGGCACGGACGUCUGCAAAGAAGCCGCAGACAUGAUCCUGGUGGACGACGACUUCCAGACAAUCUUGUCUGCCAUAGAGGAGGGGAAAGGGAUAUACAAUAACAUCAAGAACUUUGUGCGGUUCCAGCUCAGCACGAGCAUUGCUGCUCUGACCCUCAUCUCGCUGGCCACCCUGAUGAACUUCCCCAAUCCCCUCAACGCCAUGCAGAUCCUCUGGAUCAACAUCAUCAUGGACGGGCCCCCAGCACAGAGUUUGGGGGUGGAGCCAGUGGACCCGGAUGUGAUCAGGAAGCCUCCUCGUAACGUGCGAGACAGCAUCAUCACGCGCAGCCUCAUCGUCAAGAUCCUCGUCUCCUCCUUCAUCAUCGUCUGCGGCACGCUCUUCGUAUUCUGGAGAGAGUUGCAGGAUAAUGUCAUCACCCCGCGGGACACCACCAUGACCUUCACCUGCUUCGUCUUCUUUGACAUGUUCAACGCCCUCAGCUCCCGAUCACAGACUCGUAUGGUCCAUGAGAUGGGUCUGUGCAGUAACCCCAUGUUCUGCUACGCUGUACUGGGCUCCAUCAUGGGUCAGCUCCUGGUCAUCUAUUUCCCUCCUCUGCAGAAGGUCUUCCAGACAGAGAGCCUCAGCCUACUGGACCUGCUGUUCCUGCUGGGUCUGACGUCGUCGGUGUGUGUGGUGUCUGAGCUGAUCAAGAGGCUGGAGCGCUGGAGGGCGGAGAAGAGGAGGGGCUGGGACAGAACCGCCACUACUGACAACUUCCACGAAGUAUGACGCACGUUGCGUCCCACCGCACCGCACGCAGAGGAGCGUGGAGGACACUGACUGGGCCCCAGCACCACGUUUAAACUCCUCUGAAUUUGGUGGUGGUUUGGGUGUGUGUAUGUAUGUACGUAUGUAUGAAUGAGUGAGUGAGUGAAUGUGUUUGUGUUUGCAGGCUGAAAGCAUUGGACUAUAAGAAAAUGGAGAACGGAAAAUGGGAGAUUAAGUUGGCAUCUAGGCCGGGCAAUGACCUUGGAUUCAGUCCUCUUCCCCGAUGGCAGACUGUGGUUGUGCACUGGUUUGAGACCCCAAUCCAGCGAUCACCCCUCUCUCUCUCUCUCCUUCUUAGUUAUAUCUCUCUCUCUCCACUCAUCCUCCUCUUCCAAUUCCAGCUCCUCCCUCCCCUGCCUUUUCUAAAACAAAAACAAAAAUGCUUUGUUGUGCUGCUUCAAGACUGUUUGUUUGGAUUUUUUUUUCUCGAACAUGGUCCUUAUUUAUGAGCUAUAUUAAAACCCUUUGAGGAGUACCAUCACAAAUAUAUGAUUAGAAUUUUGCCAACAUUUUGAGUUCUCAUUAUGAUGUCAUAAAGACUUUGCGAGAUUUUUAACAUAGACUUCUAUUGAAGAACUGGGAAAAACUCUUUACUCCUCAAAGGGUGAAAGGGUCCUGGUAGCGGUGGCUGGUCUUCCUCUCCAGCCAACUGCAAGCACACAUCAUCAGCAAAUGAGCAUUAGGGCUUCCGCACACCGGCUCCGAAAAAGUGCUGAGCACUGCUCCGCAAGAGUUUGAUUCCAUUGUUUUCAAUAGAACCCCGCACACUGGCGCCAAUGUCCGCGGACAUUCACGGAUGUCGGAUAGCGAUUAGAGACCAGUUCUAUUUUGUCGGCGCCGCCCAUUAACUGUCAAUGCUAUGUUCGUGUGAAAUUGGGUUUGGGGAUUGGAAUUGUGUCAGAAGCGAGAGUGCUCCGCAGUGCUGUCGGAGCCGGUGUGCGGAAGCCCUCAGUUUUGCGGAACAAGAGAAACAAUCAGCUUUUUGGCAUUCCAGCUCACCUUGCUAUAGCAAAGCUUUUUGGGGAAAGUUUCUGUGCUUUUCAAAUAAAAUACUUUUUGCUCUCUGUGA
This is a messenger RNA of Engraulis encrasicolus (European anchovy), 6380 nucleotides long. RefSeq names its product ATPase secretory pathway Ca2+ transporting 1 (gene atp2c1). The transcript has 27 exons. Gene Ontology annotation, molecular function: P-type calcium transporter activity; ATP hydrolysis activity; ATP binding. Gene Ontology annotation, biological process: calcium ion transmembrane transport; intracellular calcium ion homeostasis; manganese ion transport. Gene Ontology annotation, cellular component: plasma membrane; Golgi membrane; endoplasmic reticulum. The record is from RefSeq and is a predicted model, not a curated record. NCBI's taxonomy places the organism in Eukaryota, Metazoa, Chordata, Actinopteri, Clupeiformes, Engraulidae. The coding region runs from base 2432 to 5272 and encodes 946 amino acids.